AUGAAACAGCUUUCGUUGUCUAAUUUAAAGACCAACAAAGCAUUAUCGGAACAAUUAAAGUCAAAAAUUAAACAAACAAUUACUAAUCCUGUUGUUGAUGGAAACAAAUGUAAUAUUGAUUUUAAGGAAGAAUUAAAAAAGUUUCAUAAAGAUGCUGUUGAAUUAAUUGAACCUAACAAAGAUCUAAAUGUUCAAUCCGAUGAUAAAUGUUUAAUUUGUAAAAGUGAUUGUGAUAUAAAGAAUCAUUUUAAGUCUCAUAUUAAUUCACAUUCUCUCUUUCAAGAUUUAGUUAACAAUAGUGAAAUUUUAGAAUUGUCUGAUAAAUCAUUAGAAGCAAAUAAUUUAUAUUUUAAAUUCAAGAUAAAUGAAGAAGAAUUGAAAAUGUUAACUGAAAUUACUAAUAACACACUACAACAAAAUAUUAUUGAUUUAGAUAUUUCUAAUUAUAGUUCAAUUAUUAAUCAUAACAAAUUUAUUACAAAUAUUAAAGAUAUUAAAGAAAUAUUAAAUAAUACUAAUAAUAACUUUCAACAAAGAGAAAAUGGAUUUUAUUUUCAUAAGUAUUUUAAAGAAGAUCAAGUUAAAAUAUUAUCACCUAAAAAUGCAUUGGAAAAUUUAUUUAAUGAUCUUUGGAUAUCAUUAUCCAGUUUUACUGGAACCAUUUUACAUAUUGAUACUAAUGAUUAUAUUAGAAAAAUCAAGAAUAUUCAUUAUAAUUUAUGUGGAUUGAAAUUAUAUUACUUUUUUGUUCCACCUUGUAUUAUGAAUAAUAAUUUGGAAAUUGAAAAUGAAGAAAUGGCAAGUCUAUAUUUAGAUUUUGAUAUAAAUAGACAUCUUCAUAAUUUAAUUAUUUACUUUUUAACAAGAAAAAGAAGUAUUGAUUUGUUAUUUUUAGAAUCUAUUGGAAUUCAUAUAUGUGUUUGUAAAAGGGGUGAAGGUAUUGUAUUUCCAGAAACCUUACCUCAUGGUACAAUUAAUUUAUCACCUGUUACUAUCUCUAUUGGUCAUGCUUGGAUGAGUUAUAAUAAUUUGGAUAGUUUUUCAGGUAAAAAUGAUUAUACUUUUGACACUUAUAGUACUAAGAGUAUAUAUUUGGAAUUAUUUAAUAAUAUUUUAUGUAAUUUACAAAAAGAAGAGAUGAAUAAUGUAAAUAUUUAUUCAUUUGAGUGGAAAAUGUUGUUAAUUGGAAAAUGUUUAUUUUAUUUACAACAAGACUAUAUCGAAGAUCAAUUAAAAUAUACAUUAAUUGAUAUUAUUAAAAUUAUUAAUAAGGGUAAUUUAGUGUUUGAUUUAAUUGAUGGUUUAAUUAAUCAAGUUGGUUCAAAAAGAAAUAAAUUAAUUUAA
Messenger RNA from Naegleria gruberi, 1344 nucleotides. RefSeq lists its product as uncharacterized. NCBI's taxonomy places the organism in Eukaryota, Heterolobosea, Eutetramitea, Acrasida, Naegleriidae. The record is from RefSeq and is a predicted model, not a curated record. The transcript has a single exon. Bases 1 to 1344 code for a protein of 447 amino acids.